Scophthalmus maximus (turbot) is the source of this 1954-nucleotide messenger RNA. RefSeq names its product glycoprotein hormone subunit beta 5 (gene gphb5). Gene Ontology annotation, molecular function: hormone activity. Gene Ontology annotation, biological process: regulation of thyroid hormone receptor signaling pathway; G protein-coupled receptor signaling pathway. Gene Ontology annotation, cellular component: cytoplasm; extracellular region. The transcript has 5 exons. Lineage: Eukaryota; Metazoa; Chordata; Actinopteri; Pleuronectiformes; Scophthalmidae. The record is from RefSeq and is a predicted model, not a curated record. The coding region runs from base 692 to 1114 and encodes 140 amino acids.
UCGGUGGCUCUGUCCUGUAGCGGGUCGGUGGCUCUGUCCUGUAGCGGGUCGGUGGCUCUGUCCUGUAGCGGGUCGGUGGCUCUGUCCUGUAGCGGGUCGGUGGCUCUGACCUGUAGCGGGUCGGUGGCUCUGUCCUGUAGCGGGUCUGUGGAGGUGAAACCUGAAGCGACGCUCUGACAGAUCUGGAGUCCGCGGAGCUGCAGGACGGACCGGGGGCUGUCACCGGAGAAGAAGCAGCCUGGACACACACACAAGAAAGACCUCACUGGACUAAAUAUAGAAAGCAGUCAGGGCUGCACGCACACGCCCUCCUCCCGUGUGGCCCCACGGACUGUCCGGUGGAGGUGGAGGUGGAGGCACCGUCACCUGUAGGUCCAGCUCCGACAGGAUUCAUUUCCCGAGCUACUUGAGAGACAGCUCCGCUCUGCCGGGCUCCACGCUGCCCGCGGGGCCUCCGCUCCGACGACGUCACGGCCUCAGUAACACCCAGAUUUGUCUGCGGCGUGAAGACAUGUCGUACGGAAAAGACACUGGCAACGAAAAAACAAAUACGACUAAACACGGUGAAAGUAAUGAGAGCGAGUGGCAGGGGAGUGUUGGAGGCGGAGGAGCUUCGGGGGUGAAGACAUUACAGCGGGCGAGUGAGAACAGGAGCCGGGUCUGUUCUCUGGAGCCGGCUAAUUGAGCUGGGAUGAGUGACAGCGGACGCAGGUACAGGAGGCCUGGACUGGUGCUCUGCUGGUUCCUGCUCUGCGUCUCUCUCCAGCCGGACGGCCUCCACCUGCGCGGGGCGUCGGCCGUCAACCUGCGGCGCUUCAUCGGCUGCGCGGUCCGGGAGUUCACCUUCCUGGCCAAGAAGCCCGGCUGCAGGGGCAUGCACAUCACCACCGACGCCUGCUGGGGGCGCUGCGAGACCUGGGAGAAGCCCGUCGUGGAGCCUCCCUACAUCGAGUCCCACCAGCGGGUCUGCACCUACAACGAGACCCGGCUGGUCACCGUCAAACUGCCCCACUGCCAGUCCAGCGUGGACCCGACCUACACCUACCCUGUGGCCCUGAGGUGCGACUGCGGCGUGUGUCUGACCAGCACCACGGAAUGUUUAACCUUCGUCUGACACAAUCUCUGUUACGUACACGUUUGCUUUUAAUAACUGCUGCAUAAAUCACAAUGUACCGACGCUGUACUUCAAAUAUUCAAACCACAUCCUGAUACUGUAACGAAUUCAAUCUACACCACUAAAGUUUGUCAGUGAGCAGGGUCAGGUCAGAUUACUCAGUUACUGACUACAAAUUACAUGUCAACUUUUCCAAUCAAUAACAUAAUCCAUAGGGUCACAAAAAUCAUACUUUUGUAUUACUUCAAAAUCCAACCUUGAAAAUAUUGCACCUUAUUCUAACAAAAAAUGGACCCAACCGCAAAAUUUGGAGUUGCACAAAUUUAAUUCAAUUCUUCAUUCUAUUCAAUUCAAUUUUUUCAAAUGUAAUCUGGAUUGAUUAUAGUUACUUAUUUUUUGUAAUCUGACAACGUAAUCCAGAUUACAUGAAUCCAUUGCUACCCAACCCUGAGGACUGGUUGUUUCACUGCCUGUUGAGAUUGUGAUUGCUGUAGUUGACAUAAUUAAUAAUUAGUCUUUCAAAGAAUAAUCAGUGGUUAAUGAUGCGGCUGCUCGUUACCACCUUAUUAACUGGCCUGAGCUCUGAGGCCGAAGCUUCCCGCUGCUUAGUCAUCAACAGUGUCGGGGCAAAAUCAUUCAUGUUGUUCCAGAGGAGAACAGGGGUUUAUGUAAUAACACCGCUCGUAAUAAUGUCCGAGUGCCCCCGGGUUUGAGGUUGAGAGGAACUGAACGCCCCCAGGUCGUCUAUCUGUCUCUGGUCCGGUCAAAUCUGAGAAUUGAUGUAAUAUUACGUAAGAAACAGGUUGAAAUAAAUAGAAAUAUGAAUCUUUUCUCAAAGUA